UCCGUUUUCCAGGGAGUCGCCAAGUUUUAUGGCAUAUUGUUAUAAUUGCUAUGAUGUCAGAGUGUCCGUCCAAUUUAAUCGGACUUAAAACAACAAGGAAUACGUUCCGUUCAGACAGAGAGAGCACAUAUUCGGACCAUCCAUUGGAGUACAAUGAACCAAGAUUGGUUUUUAAUAAUUAAUUAUUAUUCAACUGGACUUUGGGCUACCAAACAGGUUUUUUUGCAGUUGGACCACCAGCCUUGCCGUUACCAACAAAGACGUUUUCAGUUUUAGGAUGCUGCUACGCACCACCCUCUCUCUGACCCUCCUUGUGUUGGUCGGCGCAGGCCUUUGCGUUGCAGUGAUAUCCCAGCUGCACAGUAGUUUCCGUGGCUGCACGGUGCGGGAGUUUUCCUUCAUGGCACAGAAGCCUGGAUGCAAGAGCCUCCGUAUUGACACCGAGGCCUGCUGGGGCCGGUGCAACACGUGGGAGAAGCCGCUCCCAGAGCCUCCAUACAUCCAGCGGCACCACCGUGUGUGUUCCUAUGGGCGUACCCGCUACCUGAUGGCCCGUCUGCCUGGCUGCCUGCCUCACGUCUCCCCGCUCUACCCCUAUCCAGUGGCUCUGCAGUGCCACUGUACCGUCUGCUCCACGGAGGACACAGAGUGUGAGACAUUCUGAUUGUAGUGAACAGAGGGAGAUAUGAGAGUGUUCUUGUGUGUUGUGCGGGUAAAACAGCAAAAUAUUAGCAUCAUGUUGUCAACGAUACUGUGGCUUAGGAUGGUUUGUUCGUAUUGGCCACUGCAACAAGAGCAUGUGUUGCAGCAGCAUAGGUUUGAAGCCAACUUGCGCUUUCAGCAAAAAAAUAUAUUUUCCUGUUGUCUCUAUCAAAAAAUUAAAGCCUGAAAAAUUACAGUAUACAGCUCUGGAAAAAAUUAAG
Messenger RNA from Esox lucius (northern pike), 923 nucleotides. RefSeq names its product glycoprotein hormone beta-5-like. Gene Ontology annotation, biological process: regulation of thyroid hormone receptor signaling pathway; G protein-coupled receptor signaling pathway. The transcript has 4 exons. The record is from RefSeq and is a predicted model, not a curated record. Gene Ontology annotation, molecular function: hormone activity. Bases 278 to 664 code for a protein of 128 amino acids. Lineage: Eukaryota; Metazoa; Chordata; Actinopteri; Esociformes; Esocidae. Gene Ontology annotation, cellular component: cytoplasm; extracellular region.